AUGGCCAUGUCGCCUACCAUUCUCUUCCUAGGUCUACCACCAAAGACCUUCGUCGGCAUCAAUCUAGCGUCCUUCAAUUCGUCACCGAACUUCUUAGAACAUCUCGAGCAGGUCGACGCCGGCAGUACACAGUCACAAGAGAUUACGCGACGGUUGCCAGAACUGCAGAAGAAAGGUCUGGUAGACUUUGCUGCUUUGAGAGAUGCGAGUGCAAAUCUACAGAAUGAGCAGUCAGACCAUCAAUCUAACAGUGAUGGGCAGAACAGUGGAAACACAUGGCCAGCGUUAACUAGUCACGUAACAUCUCGUCUAUUGACGAGGGUUUUCUCGUCCAAGGAUCGAGAUAAGCCAUCAACGAAAUGGGCAUUGACUUCGGUCUCUGCCGCACCAUCAGAUACAGAACACAUCCCUGGUCUGACAUCCAUGGAAUCACGUCUAGCACUUGAGCCACUACGGACCCUCAACCUCAUGCCCAUGGAUUUGAAGCAAACAUGGCCAGAGGACGCCGUCGGCCGUUCAAGAACAGAAAUGGCGAGGGACCGAUCGUGGUAUCUCAAGCAUCUGAUCUCCCAUCUUACGAUGCCAGACGUGGCACAUGAAGGGGGCGAGGGCGAAGUCUCUCAGUCCAAGGCCGCUAGUGAAUUAUUGGGCGAACUACAAUUUUGCUUUCUCAUGGUCCUGUGUUUGGCCAACUAUAGCUGCUUGGAGCAGUGGAAGCGACUUCUUACAGUGUUAUUCACGUGCCGAAGUGCAUUGACUGAGGUUGAAGGUUUCUUUGUCGAGGUACUCAAGGUGCUAAGACAACAGCUCGGUCGAGUUGACGAUGUCGAAGGUGGCUUGUUCGAACUGUCGGACGAGAGCAGCAGUGCUUGGUUAAGGAAGCUGCUCAAAACCUUCAGGGCAACUGUGGAAGAAGUCUACGCUGAUGCUGCAGAUAGCGGAGGAAGCAAAGAAGAGGGCAAGAACGUUAGAAAGGUGCUUGAUGAACUUGAGAAGUGGUUAGGAGAGAAGUAUGGUUGGGAGGAUGAGAAGAAUACGCUCAGACGUGGCAUGGUGCAGCUUGAGGAUGGGGAAAUGGUUGAGCUGCAGGCUGAUGAUCUAGAUGAGGACGAGGAGACUGGUGAAUAUGCACCUGUAGUUGUGGAGACAGGAUUGGCCUACUCAGGAUCCCUCGACUGA
Messenger RNA from Lithohypha guttulata, 1179 nucleotides. RefSeq lists its product as uncharacterized. The transcript is spliced from 2 exons. The record is from RefSeq and is a predicted model, not a curated record. Bases 1 to 1179 code for a protein of 392 amino acids. NCBI's taxonomy places the organism in Eukaryota, Fungi, Ascomycota, Eurotiomycetes, Chaetothyriales, Trichomeriaceae. Gene Ontology annotation, biological process: spliceosomal tri-snRNP complex assembly.